AUGGUCAACGUCCCUAAGGCAAGGAGGACAUUUUGUGACGGUAAAUGCCGUAAACAUACGAAUCAUAAGGUUACCCAAUACAAGAAGGGUAAAGAAUCGAAGUUUGCCCAAGGUCGACGACGUUACGAUCGUAAGCAGGCUGGGUUCGGUGGCCAAACCAAGCCCAUUUUCAGAAAAAAAGCUAAGACUACCAAGAAGAUCGUUCUUCGCAUGGAAUGCACAGAGUGCAAGCAUAAGAAGCAGUUGCCCAUCAAGCGGUAA
Messenger RNA from Angiostrongylus costaricensis, 261 nucleotides. NCBI's taxonomy places the organism in Eukaryota, Metazoa, Nematoda, Chromadorea, Rhabditida, Metastrongylidae. The record is from the annotation of a GenBank genome assembly.